UCUUUGAUAAAUUUAUUAGGUUGGUAUCACUGUCUUCAUUCAAUUUCAAACGGUUUUCGAAUGUGUAGUGUUUUAUGGCGUUUGUCAAAUUCGUAAAAGUUUCGUGAAAGUGGAGUCUUCUGAGCAAUUAUGUCAAUUUUUAAUGAAUUGCUACCUAAACUCAAUGAGAUAUCAAAUACUAUUGCUAAUAAUUUCAAUGACGACCUGAAGGCUGUAUUUGAGUGUUUGGAUAAGUUUGAAGAGGAAUAUCAAAAUGGCAGAGGAAGAACGCGGGAGAAGGCGCAAAAAGAUAAAAUGACGACCCUUCAAAGUAUCAAUGAGGAUGAUGAUGAACUGAAUAAGAAAACUGAGACAGUGUUAUCAGUUGACAUAUCUAAAAGUGAAUCAGUCACCCGCAGCUCAUUAGAAAGUAAUAAUAAUGAGAAACCAAGAAGAGUAUCAAAGAAACGCAGCAAACAUGAAAUGGAUGACAUAUCAAGUCCAGAACAGGACAAACGUCAAAAGAGGAAUGCAUCUGUAAAAGCUCAGAGCAUUAUCAGCAAACAGGUAAAUGUAAACUUAAACCAAAAACUACGCAGAGAUGUCCCCAAUGAAACAUCUAAAGGCAACAGGAAAAAGGAUGAAGAAAACAAAGAGAAUACAGAACCAGUGACGCCAGUCCAAAGUUAGUAUCUUUUUAUUAUGUUAUAUAAUAAGUAUUCUGAUUGGAUAGUGUAA
Molecule: messenger RNA, 717 nt
Organism: Diatraea saccharalis (sugarcane borer)
Lineage: Eukaryota; Metazoa; Arthropoda; Insecta; Lepidoptera; Crambidae
Source: the annotation of a GenBank genome assembly